GGCAGGGCAAGGAUGAUGGGAAGAGGGAAGGGACAAGUACUGAGAUUUAUUUUCUCCAAAAGUUGACUGAGAGAAGUGAUUUCUGCUCAUAGAACCUGACUGAUAGAAAGAAACAGCUCUACCCUCCCCAAAUACCAGCCUUGCCUAACGUUCCAAGGAGUCCAAGCAUGGAAGCUUCUGGAAAGUAGAAGAGAAAGACUUGGAGACUAGAACUCUAACUUUCCUAGGACUCCUGGUUCAGUCCAGGGGUCAGGAAAGGAGCCCCAUGCCCAGGCUUAAAUAUGAGUCCUCUCCCUCCCUAGGACAGCAAGGAGAUGCCACCCAAAACCAAAGGAAAGGGGAAGAAAGCUGGGACACAGGAGAAGAAAGAGAAUGCGGGCGCUGGGCAGAUGUGGAGGCCAAGUCUGCAUACCGGCGGGUAGUGAUGGAGAAGAAGCUGCUCCAAGACCACCUGGCUCUGCGGAGGGAUGAGGCCCGCCGGGCUAAAGCUUCUGAGGAGCAGCUGAGGCGGAGGCUGCAGGUGCUGGAGGCUGAGUUGGAGGAGGCCCGAAGUGAGAGCAAGGCCAUCUAUGCAGAAAUGAGUCGUCAGUGCCGGGCCCUGCAGAAGGAAAUGGAGACCCGCAGCAGGCAGCUGGAGGAAGAAGUGACGGGCCUUCGGGAACAGCUGGAGACGUGCCAGAAGGAGGCCAAGGCUGCAGGGCAAGAGGCUGAGCAGGCCCUGGGAGAGCGGGACCAGAGGCUGGCUCAGCUUCGGGCCCACGUGGCAGACAUGGAGGCCAAGUAUGAGGAACUCUUACAUGGCAGCCUGGACCGACUCUUGGCCAAGCUGAGGGUCGUCAAGCCUCAGUGGGACGGGGCUGUGCUGAGACUUCAUGCCAAGUACAAGGAGCAGCUCCGCCAGUUUGGACUCAACCCCCUGGAUCUUUGAAGCCGUAAGCUGCUAGUCUCUGGGGCUCUUGGAGGCUCCAGCAAUAAAGCUAUCUUGAUGUAGAACUCAA
Messenger RNA from Mustela erminea (ermine), 998 nucleotides. It is a transcript of the gene DRC12, whose product is annotated as coiled-coil domain containing 153. The record is from RefSeq and is a predicted model, not a curated record. The coding region runs from base 266 to 928 and encodes 220 amino acids. The transcript is spliced from 6 exons. Lineage: Eukaryota; Metazoa; Chordata; Mammalia; Carnivora; Mustelidae.